UUCAAUUAAAUCCCACACAAAUAACAUACAAAAAAAAAAACAAAAGAGUCUGCACUGCAGGACAGCACAGCGACUAUUCACGAUAUAUUCACGACCAACGACCAUCUCCCAAGAAAGAGCGACGAACACGACCCAUUCAAUGAGGUUAUAGCAAUCACAGCCCGCAGACGAUAGCGAACAGGCAAUGCCAGCGAGAGAGGUGUAUUUCAAAAGGCCAGCUACCAGAUGCCAACUGGAAGAAAUCCGCACAAGACAUGAUGGUCAGCAGCGAAUUAUGCAACUGGACUGCGAAAAGGGCUGCAGCAAGGGAACACAGCCGCGCCAGCGCUUAAACCGAAGAUACAAGUCUCCAGACUUGAUCAAUAUCUCAGUUAUGGUCGUACUGCUUUGUAUACUGUCCAUGCUAUCAUCGGCGGUUGCGCAAACAGCAACCGGCUCGUCAUCUUCAAAAGCCACUGCAACCUCUAUUUUACCACGCCAGGCUUUUCCCGCAACCGUCUCUCUGCCACCACUUAACAGUUCUCAUCCUCUUCUCCAGCUGGCACUCCCAUCGACAUCGUCCCUCUACCUGACGUUUUCAGUAUGUUCACUAACAUCCAAUACGACGAUUCUCCCAACUGUUUUGAUCUCUACUUCCUCACCGGCCUCAUUCAAUCUCGGUUCAAAACCGAUCAGAGACGCUUCUGCAGGCGGUGUACCCACCUCUUCCGGGGGUAAGGGGUAUAAUUACAAAAGUGGGAAGAAUGGAGCUACAUGGGAGUUAGCAUGGAGUAGCGGAUUUGGGAACUGGACUCUGAAUGGGACCAGUGAAACUCAAGUUCAUCUUUUGCUGGGACUAGGUUUGGGAUCUGAUGGCUCGACGUUGAAUACGACCGGUGUGGGUAAUGGCAACGUUGUAGUGCAGAUGGGGGCUUCAACCAGUGGCCCCUUGCAUGCGUUAUCGGCGGUAUAUCCUCGACUUGGAGAUACGACGUCUACUUCCGCUUUAAUAUUCUCCCCGCUUCUCUACUCCUCCCCCCAGCCUGAACCAUCCUACCCGAACUAUACACUUCCAGGUGCCCAGCUAGCCUUUCCAGACUUUUCAUACUCUGAGCCACUGAACUCAAGUCUGUCGAGCAACUUGACUCUCAUCGUGGUACCCACAAAUUCUUCUCCUACUUCCACUGGUUUGGACAACUCUAUAUGCGCCAUAAAUGCUGCUUCUGCGAACAGCAGUGUCUCAGGAGCGAAUAACACUAUUCUACAAAGCUUUCAGCCGGAAUGGAUGACUGUUGGCGACGAGCAAGGAUUUAGGAGUUAUUGGGUAUUGGGCGACUUGACUGAGCAAGGAAAUUAUACAGCUUGGCUGAGCGAUGAUAACGGCGUGUUGAGCCAGCCUGCUUGGUUUGCGACCAAACCAGCCGAUUUUCCGUGUCAGUUGGUCCUGCCGAAUGAUGUAUGCCCCAACCUGGGCUACUCUGCGCCUCUUGAUGCAAAUUCUACGACUGUCACUUCUCCGUCAGGAGAGACAAUCUCGUCAACAUCGCCUAUCCAGACACUCCCCGACGAACUUUUAGAAUUGAUCAUUCAAAACCUCGAGGCAUUUUCCACCACUUUAUUGUCUCACGCAUGUGGAAGGGAUCUAUUUUCACAUGUGUCAUCAUGCCUAGACUGCUAUUCUGCUUACAGAGACUGGUUGUGCCGGAUAGUGGUCCCGCAAUGUGGUGACGCGAACGGUACCACGAGUGCUACAGCCAUCGAGACCGCCACAAGCACAAGCACAAGCAGUGGCACUUUUCCCACACCAUCGACUGUCCUUCGUACGCCAUCUUCACCUCGUAAUCCGUCACUUCCUAUCCCGGCAUACUCGUAUUAUGAACUACUCCCCUGCAUGUCGACCUGUAACAGGGCCGAUCGCUCAUGCCCGGUAACCAUGGGCAUCAGGUGCCCGAAACGCAAGGUGAAUGCCGCAAAGAGCUAUGCGUUUGUGGGAGACGACCAUAGUUAUGGUGACGGGAGCGCAGAGCAAGGGGUCACCGCACAAGAUCGCUGGGGAAAUAGAUGGUGUAACGGAUAGAGUAGAGGUGUGAUUAAAGCCAUGUUAUGUUGGUUGUACAGUAGUAUGUAUUGCAUAAUAGGAUAUGCAUGUGGGAUUCUUGCAUGCAUACACA
Molecule: messenger RNA, 2150 nt
Organism: Cryptococcus deneoformans JEC21
Lineage: Eukaryota; Fungi; Basidiomycota; Tremellomycetes; Tremellales; Cryptococcaceae
Product: calcium channel, putative
Exons: 3
Coding region: 185-2056 (623 amino acids)
Biological process (GO): calcium ion import across plasma membrane
Molecular function (GO): calcium channel activity
Source: RefSeq, a predicted model, not a curated record